Molecule: messenger RNA, 10068 nt
Organism: Owenia fusiformis
Lineage: Eukaryota; Metazoa; Annelida; Polychaeta; Sabellida; Oweniidae
Source: the annotation of a GenBank genome assembly
AGCACUCUCUGAAUCAGAUAAAGCUAGUGGGACUGUGACUGAUGCUCCUCUGGAGCCAGAUAAAGCCAUUGAAACUGUAACUGACGCUCAUUUAGAGCCAGAUAAAGCCAGUGAGACUGUUACUGAAGCUCUUCCUGAAUCAGAUAAAACCAUUAAUACUGUGCCUGAUACUCUCCCCGAGCCAGAGAAAAUAAUUGUGACAGAUGAAAUGAUUAACAAUCCUGGACAGAAAAAUGAUGCAUUAGAAGAUGAUGCAAAUUAUCAGAUUGGUACUGCAUCCUUAAAUACUGAUGUAGACAUGAACAUUGGAGAAUCCAUCAAGGUGACUGAGGCUCAUAUUGAGGAUGGUGCUUGUGACAGUGAAACUAUUGGAGAUUCAAAAUCAAAAAAUGGUAAUAAUGUUUCAACAUUCAUCCCCCAGGAAGAUUGUACUAAUGAAAAUGAAAAAAUGUUAACUGAAGAUGACCCCCAUGUAACAUCAGUCACACUCAUUGUACCUGUAGGGGAUGACAUUCAAGGGAAUGAUGUCAUAGACACCAAUGUUAAUACUCAAAAUAACACUACAUGCGACACUGAUACCUCUGAUGGGGUCGACCAUCAGGAAAAUGAUCAACAAAUGAUGAUUGAGUCUUAUGGAUCCAUAGCAGAUUCUGAUCAUAAAGGCUCACUUCUUAAUCAGUAUGAAUUCAUGGAAUUGAAUAAUGAAGCUGACGACACCUCUAGAGUUGAUAGUCCUUCAAACUAUAAAGUCAACUUGGAAGAGAUGAAUGAUGUCAACCUUGGUGAGACAGUCGACUUUGAGGAUGUUUCUGGACAAAGGGCACCAUUGGAGAUGAAGGUGGAGUUCAUUACCCCACCACGACCUGAAAUGUCUCCAACUAGGCACAACAUAAGUAUGGCCCAUGACCUGGUGGACUCUCAGCCAUUUGUUCUUUUGCAUAACAUCAAGAAGUCCCCAGGAGGAAUAGAAUAUGGUAUCCCACCUGCUACAAGCCAUGGUACCAUACCUGCCUCAUUACCACAUGCUCUUGGCCUGCAAAGUGUCCAGAGCCAUACCUCUCAACCCCCACCCCCAAGUCAUAAAGUAGGUUAUAAAUGUAAAGCAUGUGGCAAAGUAUUUGCCUCAACUGAUAGCAUUAAAAUCCAUGUCAAACUUGUUCACAAUCAAAAGGUUAAUGCCUCUAGCACAUCAAAACCUAAAGCUAAAACGCAUAAGCCCAAACCUCAGAAACAAGUACAAAGACUUUAUAAUUGUAAACAGUGUGGGAAAUCAUAUAAAACAGCAGUCGGAUUUAGUGAGCAUAAGUACAUUCACAGGGUCAAAAGAGAGAAGAUAACACCGGUAAGCCAUCCUUACAAAUGUGAGAAUUGUGUUCAGAGAUUCGUUUUUAAACAAAGUCUGUCCAGACACAUUGAAAGAGCACAUCCACUUUCAAGACCAAAUAGACGACACAGGGAUCCAAGUAAACAACUUGCAAAAUUACCACUGAGGGUAAAAAGUUAUAAAUGCAAAAUCUGUAGAAAGGGAUUCAUGAACUUAGCUGGGCAGAUAUCACAUACAAAGUUCUGUGAAAAGGCCAAGAAAAGUGAACAGAAGAAACGUCAACAAAUGUUAACACGCUCCAAGCCCAAACUACUCCCAAAGAGCAAGCCAGUUGAAGAAUUGGCAGAUGAGGGUGGAACUUAUAAAUGUGCCAUGUGUAGUAAAGCGUUUGGAGGACUUCAGGCCAUGUUUAUGCACAUAGCACAAGAUCAUGAUGCAAGUAAGCUAUUCACAAAGGUAGAUGACUCUACAGUGGCAAAAGCUUUACCUCCUCAAAAACAAAUUCAGAAAAUAUCAAAUCAAUCUAAAAAGCCAAAUCAAAAAUUAACAAAAAUAAAUCCACAACAAAAGGUCUCUUUAAACACUAGGGUAAGUCAGAGAUUGGUUCUACCACCUAAACCAAUACAAAAACACAUUAUUUCAAAAGGUCAAAGAAUUGUGAGUCCUAAGUCUAGUCUUGGAAGUCCAAUAGACAAGAUCGGAUUGGUUCCUACACCUAUCCGGGUACCUGAUACUAUUUUAAAGACAGUUGCUGUUUCCAUUCCCAAAUUAGAUGAUCCUCCCAGAAGCGUAAAGAAAGUAGGUGCUGAGGACCUAACAUGUUCUGUGUGCAUGAUUCCAUUUGCUUCUUUGUCGAAUAAAAACAAACAUAUGAAACGACAUCUAGAGAUCACUUCUAGUAGACCAUACACACGUCCCUGUAAAUGUGGAAUAUGUGGCAAAUCAUGCUCCAGCGAAACCGAAAGGGAACAACACAGAGUCGAAGUGCAUAAACUGAUUUUACCUGCCAGAAGUUAUUCUGUCCCAAUUAGUGAAACAAAAAGACGAGACCAUGUUGUUAAGGUCAAGCAUACUCCAACUAAGAGAGUCGAUCCUGUUUUGAGGGACAUACAUAUUUCUUCUCCCCUUUUAGAGGUAUCACAUGUUAAGUUCAAAUGCACUCAUUGUUACAAGGUCUUUAGAAGUGAAUCCCAGCUGAAGUUGCAUGAAAACAGCAUGCAUACAAGUGAAAAAGCUGUUCAAAAGAAUGAUGAACCCAUGGAUGUGGUUGUAUUAGAUGAUGACGAUGUUCCAGAUGCUUCCUUUAGUUGUGCUCAAUGUAGCUUAACCUUUGUUAAGAUAACAGAACUUUACGAUCACAAGUCCAACAUCCAUGGUGAAAGAAAAAGAGGAACAUCCUGGAAAACAAAGAUACAAGAAGAACCAGAGGAACCAGUUGUUCAUGAUAAUCGAUUCUCUGAAAAGGAUGGUUUGUUUUAUUGUAAGCUUUGUCCAAAGUUCUUUGGAGCACUUAAAAGUAUAAAGAGACAUCAUACAGACAUGCACAAGAAGAACAAUGAAAGUCAACAGAGUAGUCUAGGUCAAUACAAGUGCAGUCUUUGUGAAGUUUGGUUUGUACAGAAAGAUGAAUUCGUUCGGCAUAAAUCUCUUAAUGAUUCAUGUGCUAAAGCUGAACUUAUCUCGAUUAAAUCCAAUACUAAUGUAUCAAAAACAAAAUGGACUUGUGAACACUGCAAGAGGUCAUUCUCGAAGUUUGGAGACUACAGCAGCCAUGUAAAAUCAUGUAAUGCUUCAACAGCCAAGGCAAAGAAGAUAACUAUCUCAGAUUCUAUGUUAUCCAACAUGGAAAAGGGAAAUGUUGAUAUUGGUCACUUACAAUGUUCACAAUGUGAAAUUUGGUUCUCAACGAUGACCUUUUUCAAAGUCCACCAGCAAGUAUCUAAGAAAUGUAAAUCUUCAUCUCCAGUCACAAGUGAUGUUGUUGUUAACCCAUAUAUACCUGAUAUAUAUAGAUGUGCUAAAUGCCCUAAAACAUUCGCCACUACAGAGAUCUUUAUGUAUCACCACUACAUCAGACAUCAGAUAGAGGAAAGUACAUGCCAGAGUUGCCGUGCAACAUUUACAUCUGUUAGGAACUUGAAGCUACAUGGGAAAUUCUGUAAAGGAGAUAAAGAGAACAAGAUAGCUGAUUCAAAGGGUAGCCACACAUGUGAUGUUUGUAGUAAACAGUUUGUGUCCUUACAUUUCUUACAAAAACAUCGAAAAACACAUGCAUGGAAAUACCAAGCGCCAAUCAAACCAAGCACUGGCAAAGCAAUGAAGCGUAUGAUUACAACACCCAUGAGGAGAAAAAGAAAAAGGUCAACAGAUUCUGAGGAUGAAUUUGGUGAUUUCACCUGUAGCAUUUGUGAAGAGACCUUCCCUAAUAUUGGGGAUCUUAACCGACAUGCACUAUUACAUAGUUCCAGUGGUGAAUUUGAAUGCUCAAAAUGUGGGAAACUUUUUAAGAAAUUCAGAUAUUUUAAAAUGCAUGAAGCAUGGCAUAGGGCAUAUAAGAAAGAUAGCGAUCAGAAAGUUGAAAAGAAACAAAAUCAAGAAACACCAACAUGUUCUAUAUGUGGUAAGACAUUUUCCGCUCCUCAUUAUUUGAAAAUGCAUAUGAACUUCCAUAGUGGAGCCCGGCCAUACCCAUGUACAAAAUGUGACAAAAAGUUUCUUUUCCCUAAUCAUUUGAAAAAACACGAAGCAGCUCAUUCAAAUGAGAAAAUACAUAGCUGUCAGUUUUGUAAGAAAAUCUUUCAAAAGAGGAGGCAGUUGGUAGAACAUGAGUUCACCCAUACUGGUGAAAAGCCAUUUGCUUGCGAUCAUUGUGGAAAAACAUUUAGUUUACGGCACUAUAAAACAAAGCAUGAAAAGCUUGGUUGGUGCAAGAAAGUGAAUAAGGUCAACUGUCCUAAAUGUGCCAAAGAGUUUGUAAGUCGAAAUCAAAUGAAUAUUCACAUUCGUGAAGACCACUACACAAUAGCAUGUGAAUUCAAAUGCUCCAUUUGUUCAGAAUCCUUUUGGACAGCUUCACAAUUACUUCACCACAAAAUAGUAGAUCAAGGACACUGCGGAGCAGAUGUAAGGUUUGCUGACAAUGUUGGUAAAGUUCAAAAAGCUGCAGAAAAUGUCAACCUUAAGACAUGUGAUCAGGGAAUGAAAAUUGAUGCAUCAUCAGAAGAACUUGUUCAAAGUAUCAUAAGUGGCAUGAUCACUGAGAUAACAAGAGAUGAAGAAAAUGAAUAUGAUUCAACAGAAAUAGUAAAGGAAAUUCUAGAUGAUAUUGUGAAAAAUAUUACAAAGUCUAAUGGGAUAGACAAAGACCCAAACCAUACUGAAGAUAUGAAUGUAGAAAAUCUUAAUGCAGAAUCAUCAGAGCCGUCCAAUAAAGAAAUAGUAGAUAUAGAUGACAUCAAUAAAGAUAAUACAAUGGUAAUUGAUGAGCCAAUGGAUACCAAUCAUGAAAAGCAAGAGGCUAUACUUCCCAGCGAUAGUAUUGCCAAUGUAAGCUCUGCAUUAAUAGAAGGUCAUACAAGCAUAAGGGAGAAAGACGUAGGAAUCAACAAUUUAAAUCAAGUAAAGCCAAAUGAAAUGAAUGAUUUACACGCAAUGAACACUUCAGUGGCACUAGACUCUUCCCAUUUCUUAGCAAAACAAAUACUCAGUGAUGUGGUUAGUGUCUCUAUAUGUGAAGCUCAGGGUCCCAUUGGAAUUAUCACAGAAAUACUUUCUGAACUUGUUGACAAUGUAGUUAAAAAUGAAACAAGAACUACAUGUCUAAGUCUGAAUGAUAUACCAGAAAAUGCCAGUUUAGUAAAAGAAUUUAGUUCACAUGAACUAGAACAAUCAACAUUUGAGGAUAACUCGUUAAUGGGUGUUAAAAUUGAAGCUGCUGCAUCACUGAAUCAAGUUAGGAAUUACAGUCAAUUUACUGAUCUCUCGGCAAAUUCCAAUUUGUCCAAAAAGUUUAUUUGUCAGGCAUGUGGGAGAGAUUUUCCUCGACAGCGAGUACUAGAACUCCAUGAAUUGUGGCAUUUAAAUCUUAAACCAUAUCGCUGUCUCUUUUGCCCAAGAAAGUUUACAACCACAUCUGCUAUGAACAACCAUGAGAAUAUCCAUAUGGGAUCACACAAGUGUGAAAAAUGUGAUGAACACUUUACAAGUAGAGGAGAACUUACAGCCCAUAAGAGAACUCACAAAGAACUGAGAAUUAAACCACCAAUUAAAUGGCGGUCUACUGGUAUUAUUAAGAAGGCAAUAGCCACAUCAACGAAACAACACAAACCCAUAGUCAAAAGAAGGCCAAGGAAAAUAGUUAAACGUCUUGGAAGAAUUGAAGAAGGGGAACAGGCAGGAUUUGCUGAUGGAAGUGAUUUCAUAUGCAGCAUAUGUAGUUUGCAGUUUGAGACAUUAAAGGAUUUAACAAAGCAUGCAAUAACACAUGGAGAGGGUGAAUAUGAAUGUUUGACCUGUUAUAGGAGCUUUAGGACAAUUAAAAAUCUACAAUUGCAUGAAAGGUCACAUAAGACUGUCAUCGAUGAAUCAAUACAAGUGGAAAAGAAGUCAUAUCCAUGUGAAGAAUGUGGUAAAAUUUACAACACACAGGCUACAUAUUCCAAACAUAUGAUAAACCUACAUGGCCAUGAGCCAAAAGUUAAAAAGAGAAAAACUAAAGUAGAAGUAGAAGAAGAAAAUCAACAUGUUUGUAUUAUCUGCUCAAAGGACUUUAAAACUAUGAAAGAGCUGAAUAGUCACUCAUUGUCGCAUUUAGGCUCUGGGGAAUAUGAGUGUUUGGAUUGUGGAGAACUGUUCACAACACAUAGAUAUCUACAAUUACAUAUCAGAAAACAUAAAAAUGACACAAAAGAUGCUAAAGAUACACUCAAAGCUAAGAUGCAAGACAAAGAAGAAAGUAUGUUUGUUGAUGAUGAUGAUGUAAGAGACCCAGACUAUGAUGCAAGUAAGGAUGCUACUGAUGAACUUGCUUGGGAUCCGAUGGAAGAUCCCAGCUUCGACCCUGAACUGAUCUGUCAAUUUUGUGCCAAAAAAUGUAAAACAUCAGCUGCACUUCAAAGUCAUGUUAAAGUCCAUCUUAAAAAUAUCUUUGAAUGCAAGUUAUGUAAUGCAACACAUUCAUAUCACUAUCACCUUCUGAAACAUUAUCAACAAAAACAUGCAGAUAAAUUACCAAUAUCAUGUACAAAUGAGCGCUGCAUAGAAAGAUUUGCCACUGAGAAGGAAAUGAAUGCUCAUAUAGAUGACUGCACAAAAACAUUACUAUUUUGUUUAUUGGAAGAGUGCUCAGAGACAUUUCACUCAUCAAAGGAAAGGAUAAGUCACGUAGAUCUUGAUCAUUUUCCUGUAAAGGACGAUGAUCUUGUUUGUAAAGGAUGCAAAAAACAACAUCCCACAGUGUUUGAACUAUUAUUUCACCAACUUAUCAAUAAGGCCACCUGUGGUAAGAAAUUGUCAUUUUACAAGAACAGUUCCCUUUCUGAGGCAGAUCUUCGAGUUUUUAAUAGUUUCAAGAAAGUUGAUGAGCCACCAGAAAAAGCUUCAUUGGAUGAAACAAAUAUGGAGGAAACUGCUGUUAAAGUAUUAGUAGAGGCUGCCAAUGGUAGUGCCGAGGGUGCAACUAUAUUCAAGGAGAAUGAUACACUAGGUGAUAAAGAUGCAGAAACUGCUCAUGGGGAUAAAUCAACUGAUCUUGUGACAAAGGCUAUAGACAGUACUGAAGAUGACCAAAUAACCAAUACUGAUAUUCUUAAAGAUGGUGAUGGGCUAGUUAAAGAGAUAAAUGAAACACUUACUGAAGAAGAAAUGUACAAAGCCUAUUGUUCAAAGUUUAUGGCAACAAGAAAAUACUGUAUGGCAUGUGGUAAAGCUAGGAAAUGGAAAAAUGAAAACCAAAUAAGGAAAUGUGCUUAUUUUCACUUGGGCUUAAGACCUUACAAAUGCACCUCAACUGGCUGUACUAAAAAAUUCAACUCAUAUAAUGGAUACAACCAGCAUAUGGCCUAUAAUCACAAAGAUGGUGAAUAUACCUGUGCUUUAUGUGCUAAGUCAUUCCAAAUGGAGCAAAGCUUGGAGCAGCACAUGAAAUAUCACAGUGAUAUAUCCACAUCUUGUACAUACAUGUGUGAUGAAUGUGGUAAGAUCAUGGGCUCAAAGAUUGCUCUCAAAAUGCAUGUCAAUUCCCAUAAAAGAUGGCUUGGUAAGGAAGGGACUAAGACAAAAUCACAAAAUUGUGAUCUAUGUGGCUAUGUGUGUGCUGAAAAAAAAAGCUUAAGGAAGCAUAGAGCUUGCCAUGAUGAUGAGACAAAACACCAGUGUCCAAUAUGCUUUAGAUUUUACCCAAAGACGGUGAACAUGGAUAAACAUAUGAAGAUUCAUGAUGGGGAGAAAAAGCCAAUGAAGUGCACAGCUUGUAACAGAUCUUUCCGUAAUGAACAGCUCCUUUCCGAUCAUCAAAACUUGCACCUUGGGGUAAAACCAUAUAAGUGCACUGAGUGUCCUCAAGCUUUUCAUUCCUCUUUAACAUUUAAGAAACACCAGUUCCAGGCGCAUCAGAUUGGAACUAACGACCUUCGCAAUAAAGAACUCCAAGAAGAUAUCAUGUGUGAUGAAUGUGGGGUUAUUCUGAAAACACCAGCCAGUAUGACACUUCAUAAGAAAGCAUUCCAUGGAAAUAAAACAGUUCUAAAAUGUGACAAAUGUAGUGCUAUGUUCAAUGAUGGUAUCGAGUAUGUUGAACAUUGCCAGUCAUGUACUGGACAAGUCGGUAGCAACAAAUACCAGGCAAAAUUCCAGUGUCCAAAUUGCAAUGCUAGAUUCAGGAAGCAAACUAGAUUUGAUGAUCACAAGCAAGAAUGUAAAUCUGAACCAUAUCACUGUGAAGAGUGUGACAAAUAUUUUUAUACUGGGGUUGGGCUUAUGCGACACAAACAACAACAUGUCCCAGAGCAUUCAUACUCAUCCAGUAAAAAUGUGAAUAGUAAUUCUAAGGGGGUUGAGAGAGAGGACCUACCACCUGAGGUGCAGAAUCUGGUAUCACAAUUAGGCCCCAAUGUUGCUGUGGAGUAUAUAUCUGGAGAUGCUGCCACACCCGGCACCAAGAUCACCAAAUCUGGCGGGGCCACCUACUUCGAAUUGAUCAUCCCUACACCUGCCUCUGGAGAACCACCCACUUCAUACAGCCUUAAGGAGGCUGAAGAGAUACUACUGAACACACCAAAGACCACCCUACCUCAGAUCACUUCCUUCUCACCAAACAAAUCCGAGACAAAACACAAAGAUAAGCCACUACUUAAACGGAAAUUGCCGUUUGAGUUUAAAUCCCGGGAACAAGAACGAGAAUGGGUAAGAACUGGAUUGAAGCCUGUAGUUAAAAAACGGAAGACAUCUAAAAUUGAGAGUCCGGUAGGCUGGAAUGAUAAAAUUGAUGUAAGUGAUCAUGACGAUGGUGAUACUGGUGGUGAUGUUGCUGUGGAGCCUUUAGAAGAAGUGGUUGCUGACUUGCCUUGUGAUAUAGAGGCCGCAGCAGUAGCUGCUGGUCUAAUUGAUGAAGCACCAUCAGAUAAUAAGAUCACACAUUUGGAAAUAAUCAACAAAUCACCCAAUGAACCAAAGGUUGCCAUGCCAACUCCUCCGGCUGUUGAGGCUGUUACAGAAACAAUGAAACAAUAUAAAACAGUGAGCAAGGCCCUGAUUACAAAUAAACCCACUCCCGCUAUAUUGAAAUCCCCUGUUAAACCAGCUACACUCCCAACUCCUAUGCAUAACACUCCUCAAGCAACAUCUGCAUCUAAGACUGUGAGUAUUGGUGCUCCUGUUAAUGUAGAUUCAAUGAACAAAGUCAGUGCAAUUCUUGCUGGCUCUAACAAACAAGCGACAAUAUCACUCCCGAAGGACAUGGUGUUGUUGGUUGAUGAGACUGGGAAUGUUCUUGGUGUUGUGGACUCUAAGUCACUGAAUGAUGGCACAGCUAAAAUUACAAAUCUACCAGUUGAGAUGUCUGUGAACGAAGCCCCUGUUAAGAACCAAUCGGUAAUGCAGGCAAGUACGGUCCAUACCCAAAAUAAGACUUCCCCCAUGAAGCCCCUACGCACAGGUACAGCCUCGACAGCUUAUGACAUACUAGCGCCACCUAUUGCCCAACAGCCAUCCAUUCCGCAACAGGCCUUCAUCCAAGGUCAACCGCAAGGCAAAUCAGCUCCCCACACAAACCUCACCUCUGCCUUACAUCAGGUCCCUCAGCAAAAGCCAACUACGAUCAUGAACACUGUUAUAUCUGAUGUACUUGAUAGCGCCCUUGGGCUCUCUGGGCUCGCCACAACAACAGCGCAACUUGAGGAUGAUAUCGUAAAAGUAGCAAAAGGGCUUUCAACUUUGGAUUAUAAUGCUAUACAACCCACACCUGGCACAAGCAGAAAUGUAACAUUUAACCCUUUGACUCAAGUUUAUCAGAGUCCUGCCAAGCCAUCAACUGAUUUGGGCACUGAUUAUGAUAGUGAUUGUACAUUGCCUUAUGGUGAAACACCCCCACCCAGCCCUUGACAAUGAAGUGAAUGAUUACUGAUUAAACCUUUAUCAUUUUGGAAAUGGUACUGCGAUUGUACUGUAAUUCACUGUAUUAAUUUGGUGCUAUUUAAUUUUUUGUUCAUUUUGUAAUUUGUAAGGUUAUUUACUUGGAGGUUUUGGAU